GAAGUCUGGCCUCGAGGAGCCGCCUAAGAAAAAAUAGCUAAUCUGAGCACUGCCAGCUGGGAGGGGAAUGACGAGAGAUGGGGGUGCGGCUGAGUGUAGGGAUUCCCCGGGCAGCCGUGAGAACUCCAAGGAGGGGGCGGGGCUUACGGCUUUCGCAGCAGAGGAGGAAAGGUUCCACCAAGGGUGGGAUCAGGUGUCGCGACUCAUCUGUGCUUGCGCGUGCGCAAUGCGAACCUUUCCCUGCACAGCUUUCUGCUCCAACAUGGAAUUCCGCUCCGCUCGGCAAGCAAUACUGCAGCUACUGCGUACCGUGGCCCCGGCAGACCUCCCGGUGCUGCUCGAGUGGAUGCGAACUACCCGAGAUUUUGAUGAGUUCACUCAAGAUAAUAAUGACAUUAUGUUGAAAAACAUAGCAGAAGAUCUUCGGAAUUGCUUACCACUAGAAACCAUGCUUUCCUCAGAACAUCUAGCCCUCCAAAAAAUACAGCAGCAGCCAGAACCCACAAUUCAAGUUGAUGCAUUCCUUUAUGAUGAAGACUUUAUUGAUUCAUUAUGUGAGGAAGGAAAAAUGAGCAGAAACUACUGUAUGGUGUGUGGCUCACACCAGACGGCACCUUUAGGAUUUGUUUCUCAUUCCUUCUCUCUCAUGGAGUUGAAGUUCAUUUAUCGUCAUGUACUCCCUGAUCUGUCGGGAAAGGUCUUGGUUGACGUUGGCUCCAGGCUUGGCACGGUUCUUUAUGGGGGUUAUCUUUACAGUUCAGCAUUGCAACUAUAUGGAGUAGAAUUGAAUGGAGACUUUUGCCAGUUGCAGGAAAUGAUCAUAAAAAAAUACCAGUUCACUGACAGAAUAAAGGUGCUUCAUGCAGACAUCUGUACCCAGGGUUCACUUCUGCAAAACGCUGAUGUUGUUAUAAUGAAUAAUGUCUUCGAAUAUUUUCUUGAUGAGGCAGAACAAGGCAGAGCCUGGGAAUAUAUCAGCCAUAAUGUAAGGAAACAAGGAUCAUUAUUGGUGACAGUACCAAGUCUUGAACAGUCUCUCUCAGGUCUUCAGGUCAAUAUACAGUUAUCUCCCUGGGUUGAACAGGUACCACUGAAUUAUAAUGUAUACCCAGAAAAGGACGUUGACAGGGAAGCUCUUGAACAAAUACAUUUAUAUAAGAUUCUCUAGCACUAAAAUAGUCCUACCUCAGUGUAAUGUUUUGUUUAAUAUGUUACAAAAUAAUGGGAAAAAAACAUUACUCCAGUACGCACAUAUUUUUUCUGUAUAUUCCUUUCUAGUCUUUCUACAUGUUUACAUAUUUAUAAAUA
Molecule: messenger RNA, 1308 nt
Organism: Rhinolophus ferrumequinum (greater horseshoe bat)
Lineage: Eukaryota; Metazoa; Chordata; Mammalia; Chiroptera; Rhinolophidae
Exons: 8
Coding region: 68-1168 (366 amino acids)
Molecular function (GO): methyltransferase activity
Source: RefSeq, a predicted model, not a curated record